UUCUAGAACCUAAUUGGAUAUCUCACAUUUCUGAUUCGCCCCAUUUGUGUCAUAUCCAUUGGAUCUAUCAAAUGGCGGCUCAGAUAUCAGAGCUUUGUACCUUACCUAGAGGUAGCUACCCAUCGGAUCCCGGCGACUGACCGAAUACCUACUACCUAUCUGGUCGGAGUCAGGACAAGACGUGGAUUGCCACCCCAAUAAGGCGUGACCUAUACUUUCGACAUUCUUACUUCAAUGUCAUUGUGUUGUUUGCUAGCUAUUGUCUAUUGUCACGUUGUUCAAAGGAGAACCUAAGAAACUACUAUUCUUCCUCCCAAGUUUUAUCGAUCUAGUCGACGACGUUGCGCUAUAGCUACACGAUUUGUCCCUCGGAUAUCCGAAUGGAAUCUUAACUUUGCGACGCCACAUUAUUGAAGUCGGAGUUGAAACAAGGGAGCUGACAUCAUGGCCCCAAUUGCCAUCUCACCCGAGAGAGACCCGGCCUUAGAAACUGGAGGAUUAGCCUUAACCACCGUAUACGAUGAUACGAUUCGCUUUUAUCUCAAUGGUACCCGAGUAGUGCUCGAUGAAAUUGAUCCCGAGGUGACAUUGCUUGAAUAUCUCAGAGGUAUUGGCUUAACCGGAACCAAGCUUGGUUGCGGAGAAGGCGGAUGCGGUGCCUGCACAGUCGUAGUCAGCCAAUAUAACCCGACUACCAAACAAAUAUACCAUGCCAGCGUCAACGCCUGUCUAGCGCCCCUCGCUAGUGUCGACGGGAAACAUGUUAUAACAGUCGAGGGUAUAGGAAAUGUAAAACAACCUCACCCGACCCAAGAACGUAUAGCCAAGGGGAAUGGAAGUCAAUGUGGAUUUUGUACCCCAGGCAUCGUCAUGAGCUUGUACGCUCUAUUAAGAAACAACGAAAACCCCACCGAACAUGACAUCGAAGAGGCAUUCGAUGGUAACCUAUGCCGAUGCACCGGUUAUCGUUCGAUCCUGGAUGCAGCCCAUACCUUUAGUGCCAGUAACAAGAGUCCCUGCGGUAAAAGCACGGCGAAUGGUGGUUCCGGCUGUUGCAUGGAAAAUGGCAACGGCGAAGGGGGAGGAUGUUGUAAGAGUAAUGAUCUCACCGACAGUCAACCCAUCAAGAAGUUUACACCUCCAGGCUUCAUCGAAUAUAACCCAGAUACCCAGCUCAUAUUUCCACCGUCGCUAAAGAAACAUACAUUUAAGCCGCUUUCCUUUGGAAAUAAGCGGAAAAGGUGGUAUCGGCCCGUCACACUGGACCAACUACUGGAGAUAAAAAGCGUCUAUCCCAGCGCAAAGAUUAUUGGUGGGAGUACAGAAACACAGAUUGAAGUCAAAUUCAAGGCUUUGCAAUACCCCGUCUCGGUAUUUGUUGGGGAUAUCCCCGAGUUGCGACAUUAUUCCUUCAAGGACGACCAUCUUGAGAUCGGCGGAAACGUUGUACUCACAGACCUGGAGAAUAUUUGCCAGGAUGCUAUCAAACACUAUGGCGAAGCAAGAGGCCAAAUAUUUCAAGCUAUUUAUAAGCAACUUAAAUACUUCGCGGGACGUCAGAUCAGAAACGUUGGGACUCCUGCCGGAAACCUUGUUACAGCUUCUCCCAUCUCCGAUUUGAAUCCAGUCUUCAUGGCAGCCGAUUGCGUUCUAGUUGCCAAAUCACUAGGCAAAGAGACCGAGAUCCCCAUGGCGACAUUCUUUAGGGGUUAUCGUAGGACAGCCUUGGAACAAGAUGCGAUCCUUGCGUCUAUUCGUAUUCCCGUCACUCGCGAGAAAGGCGACUACUUUAAAGCGUACAAACAAGCAAAGCGUAAAGACGAUGAUAUAGCCAUUGUGACUGGGGCUCUACACGUCACGUUAGACCAAAAGGGUGUUGUGGAGCAUUGUAACUUGGUCUACGGCGGUAUGGCUCCGUUUACAGUGGCGGCGAAAAAGGCCAAUGAAUAUCUCAAGGGCAAACUGUUCGCUCAUCCUGAAACCUUGGAAGGGGCCAUGAAUGCACUCGAGUCCGAUUUCGAUCUUGUCUUUAGUGUUCCGGGAGGUAUGGCUUCAUAUCGGAAGUCAUUAGCACUUGGCUUCUUUUACCGUUUCUAUCACGAUGUCCUAUCAGGUAUCAACGCUGAGAGUGCGCAUGGUGAUAGUCAAGCUGUCGAGGAGCUUGAACGAGUAUUGUCAUCUGGCUGGAAAGAUGAAGACGCAACUACUGCAUAUGUUAAAGGUCCGCUUGGAAAGGCAGCUAACCACGUUGCGGCUUUAAAACAGACCACAGGGGAGGCACAGUACACUGAUGAUAUUCCACCACUCAAGAACGAACUCCACGGAUGCCUAGUACUGUCGACGAGAGCACACGCAAAGAUCAAGUCAAUCGAUUACUCCGCAGCAUUGGAUAUACCCGGUGUCAUUGAUAUUGUUGACAAGGAUGACUUACAUGAUCCAGAACACAACAAAUGGGGUGCGCCAAACUUCGACGAUCUAUUCUUCGUUGAAGAUGAGGUGUUCACUGCCGGUCAGCCGAUCGCGAUCGUUUUAGCUACCACUAAGGCAAAGGCAUCCCAAGGAGUUAGGGCUGUGAAAAUUGAGUACGAAGACCUUCCUGCUAUUUUCACGAUGGAGGAAGCAAUCGAAAAAGAGAGUUUCCACAAAUAUUUCCGGUAUAUCAAGAAGGGCGACCCGGAAGAGGCUUUCAAGAAUUGCGACUACACUUUCUCAGGCGUCACGCGAAUGGGAGGGCAAGAGCAUUUCUACCUUGAAACUAAUGCUUGCGUUGCUAUACCUAAGCCAGAAGAUGGCGAGAUGGAAAUCUGGACCAGUAGCCAAAACCCCAAUGAGAGCCAAGCAUACGCAUCUAAGAUCCUGGGCGUACAAGCAAAUAAAGUAGUUGCUCGCGUAAAACGUCUAGGGGGCGGCUUUGGUGGUAAAGAGACAAGAUGUGUCCAUCUCAGCACCAUAUGUGCAUUAGCUGCACAGAAAACCAAGCGACCAAUCAGGUGUAUGCUUGAUCGAGAUGAAGAUAUGGCAUUAUCUGGUCAACGGCACCCUUUCCUCGGCAAGUGGAAAGUUGGCGUAAACAAGGACGGUAAACUUCAAGCUCUGGAUCUCGAUAUCUUCAACAAUGCUGGCUGGUCUUUUGACUUGAGCGCUGCCGUAUGCGAGCGAUCUAUGUCUCAUAGUGACAACUGUUAUAAGAUCCCCAACGUCCAUGUUCGCGGCCGUUUGUGUAAGACAAACACUAUGUCAAACACAGCCUUCCGUGGAUUUGGAGGACCUCAGGGCUUAUUCUUCGCUGAGUCCUACAUGUCUGAAGUCGCCGACCGGCUCGGCAUCCCAGUUGAAAAGUUCCGCGAGAUCAAUUUCUACAAGAUUGAUGAUGUGACUCAUUUCAACCAGCGUAUCCAGGACUGGCAUGUCCCUCUAAUGUAUAAGCAAGUUCAGGAAGAGUCGGAUUACGCCAAUCGUCGUAAGGCCGUCGAUAAAUUCAAUGCAGAGCACAAGUGGCGCAAACGAGGGUUGGCUAUAAUUCCUACGAAAUUUGGCAUUUCCUUUACAGCUCUAUGGCUGAAUCAAGCCGGCGCUUUAGUGCACAUCUACCACGAUGGAUCGGUUCUUGUUGCACACGGUGGCACUGAAAUGGGACAAGGAUUGCAUACUAAAAUGAUCACCAUCGCUGCACAAGCACUUCAGGUACCGAUGGAAAGUGUCCAUAUCUCGGAGACAUCCACUGUCACGGUAGCAAAUGCGUCUGCCACCGCUGCCUCGGCAUCGUCUGACCUCAACGGUUACGCUAUCUUCAAUGCUUGCGAACAACUCAAUGCCAGACUAGCAUCGUAUAGAGAAAAGCUCGGACCGAAUGCCACUAUGAAAGAGAUUGCCCACGCCGCCUAUUUCGACCGUGUAAACCUAAGCGCCAACGGAUUCUACAAGACGCCUGAGAUCGGGUACACAUGGGGCGAGAACACGGGCAAGAUGUUCUUCUACUUCACGCAAGGUGUUACGGCUGCCGAAGUCGAGGUCGACUGUUUAACGGGGACUUGGACGUGCCUACGCGCCGAUAUAAAAAUGGACAUCGGUCGGUCCAUCAAUCCGUCCAUCGAUUACGGCCAGAUCGAAGGUGCCUUCACUCAGGGUUUGGGUCUAUUCACGAUGGAAGAGAGCUUAUGGCUGCGUAACGGACCGAUGAAGGGUAACCUGUUCACUAAGGGCCCUGGCGCCUACAAAAUCCCCGGGUUCCGCGACAUCCCGCAGGUCUUUAACGUUAGCCUACUUAAGGGCGUCGAGUGGGAGGACCUACGCACGAUACAGCGGAGCAGGGGCGUCGGCGAGCCGCCGCUGUUUAUGGGAAGCUCGGUGUUCUUUGCCAUAAGAGACGCGUUGAAGGCGGCGCGCUCUGAUUACGGGGUUAAGGCGAAACUGUUCGCGGAGGGAGGUGAGGAUGAUGGGCUACUGAAACUCGAGAGCCCAGCUACGCCUGAGAGGAUAAGGCUUUCCUGCGUGGAUCCGAUUAUGGAGCGCUCGAGGGUGUUACCGAAGGAGGGCGAGAAGAGCUUUUUUAUUGCGAUUUAGUGGAGGGCUCCUUCAAAGGCAUAUGUACGACGGGCAUAGCAUUUCUAGUUUAGAUUGGAAUGCAGUGAUUGAAUAUUGUAGCUCAGUGUCAUCUACUUCACUCGGUACCUCUCUCAUAUUUUCCUAACUUGUAUGCAUGCAUCGAGAUUCGAGGAAGUCAAGGGCGAAUGACAACGAUUUCAU
Messenger RNA from Annulohypoxylon maeteangense, 4746 nucleotides. Its product is annotated as xanthine dehydrogenase. The transcript is spliced from 4 exons. Gene Ontology annotation, molecular function: FAD binding; xanthine dehydrogenase activity; molybdopterin cofactor binding. The record is from RefSeq and is a predicted model, not a curated record. Lineage: Eukaryota; Fungi; Ascomycota; Sordariomycetes; Xylariales; Hypoxylaceae. The coding region runs from base 445 to 4563 and encodes 1372 amino acids.